AUGACUCGGUCCAAGAACAAUACAAAUACUUCGCCUAGUCGACCGGUCCAGCCGAAUCUCAAUAAUCCGGAGGAUAGCGGCUCGCCUGCCAGCCUCUCGCGUCCGACGCCUUCGCCCCCUCCGCCAUGUGCCGGCGGCGCCAGAGUGGCGUCACCUCUCGACGCUCAGAGAAUUUCCGUGCCUACGCCGACGCCCGCCGCCUCUGCAGGUAACUUCGCAGGCUGCACGGCACGAUACAGCGGGGCGCCGCAAGAGUCAUUAGACGCUUUCAUAGACGUGGUCGAGUCGUACAAAGAUUGUACGAACAUUAGUGACGGUAAUGCCGUGCUCGGUUUAUCAAUGCUGCUGACGCUCGACGCCGCUACGUGGUGGCAAGGCUUCAAAGCCACCGUCACAUCGUGGGACGACGCGCUCCGGUUCCUGCGUAGUGCCUUUGGAGACCGUCACCCGCCUCACCGCAUCCACAGAGAGCUCUUUUCCAAUCCGCAAACGGGAGAAAAUACGGAAUUAUACAUUUCGAAGGCUCGAGCCCUCCUCGCUCGCCUUCCACCAGGCGACCUUAGUGAAAAGGUCAAGCUGGACAUGAUUUAUGGGCCUCUCCACACGCGGACGAGACAGCGUCUUCGACGUUUCGCGUCGAUGGAGACUCUUUUAAAAAAAUAG
Aricia agestis (brown argus) is the source of this 663-nucleotide messenger RNA. Its product is annotated as activity-regulated cytoskeleton associated protein 2-like. The transcript has 2 exons. NCBI's taxonomy places the organism in Eukaryota, Metazoa, Arthropoda, Insecta, Lepidoptera, Lycaenidae. The record is from RefSeq and is a predicted model, not a curated record. Bases 1 to 663 code for a protein of 220 amino acids.